Leptosomus discolor (cuckoo roller) is the source of this 605-nucleotide messenger RNA. The record is from RefSeq and is a predicted model, not a curated record. NCBI's taxonomy places the organism in Eukaryota, Metazoa, Chordata, Aves, Leptosomiformes, Leptosomidae.
GUAAACCUGGACUACUGAUCUGCAAAAUCACCCAAUAUGCACCAUUUAGUGGCUAUGCAGGAGCAAAACAGCAAACAGAGAAGAAGCAAUUAAGAGAUGUCUUCCAAAAGGGCGAUUUAUAUUUUAACAGCGGUGACCUUUUAGUGAUCGACAGUGAUAACUUCAUUUAUUUCCAUGAUCGAACUGGAGACACAUUCCGGUGGAAAGGGGAAAACGUUUCUACCACGGAAGUCGCAGAUGUUUUAGGACUGAUUGACUGUGUUCAAGAAGUAAUUGUAUACGGAGUAUCUGUUCCAGGUUAUGAAGGCAGAACGGGAAUGGCAUGUAUUCGACUAAAGGAAAACUGUGAAUUUAAUGGAGAAAGUACUUACAGACACGUGAACACUCACCUUCCAAACUAUGCAAGGCCUCGUUUUAUAAGGAUUAAGAGUGCCAUUGAACUUACAGCAACUUUUAAGUACCGUAAAGUACAACUAGUGGAGGAGGGUUUCAAUCCAGCAGUCAUCAAAGAUCGCCUGUAUUUCCUGGAUGACAAAGAAAACCUGUAUGUACAUAUGACCCAGGACAUUUAUAACUCAGUAAAAAACCAUGACUUCAAAUUGUGA